Stomoxys calcitrans (stable fly) is the source of this 2477-nucleotide messenger RNA. Its product is annotated as hydroxymethylglutaryl-CoA synthase 1. Lineage: Eukaryota; Metazoa; Arthropoda; Insecta; Diptera; Muscidae. The coding region runs from base 245 to 1630 and encodes 461 amino acids. The transcript has 2 exons. Gene Ontology annotation, biological process: acetyl-CoA metabolic process. Gene Ontology annotation, molecular function: hydroxymethylglutaryl-CoA synthase activity. The record is from RefSeq and is a predicted model, not a curated record.
CAGUCUGUCAGUUAUCCAAGUGAUUUUCACUUAAACGGUUCAGUUUAACGGUUGUAAAUACGAACUCGAAAAACCAUCGGAAGUUGAAGAAAAUAAGACGUUAAAAAGUGAUCGGUAAACGAAGCUAAUAAAUAAAAUAGGCUUUCACACGCACACACCCAAAAAGGAUCUUCAGCGAUUUAAAAUACAUUUUUUUGCUACAACUCAAAGUGAAGUUCAUCAUCGUCCAUCGUCUCCCAUUGAAAUGUGGCCUGAAAACGUUGGCAUUCUAGCUAUAGAGGUUUUAUUUCCCUCGCAAUAUGUGGAUCAAACCGAAUUGGAGCAAUUCGAUGGAGCCUCAGCGGGCAAAUAUACCAUUGGUCUGGGUCAAUCGAAAAUGGGUUUCUGUUCUGAUCGUGAAGAUGUCAACUCGCUGUGCUUAACCGUCGUCACCCGCCUCAUGGAAAGACACCAAAUCAAAGCCACUGAUAUUGGUCGCCUGGAAGUUGGCACCGAAACCAUUGUGGACAAAUCGAAAUCUGUCAAAUCGGUGUUAAUGCAAUUGUUUGCUGAUAGUGGUAAUACCGAUAUGGAAGGUAUUGAUACCACAAAUGCCUGCUACGGUGGCACUGCUGCCUUAUUUAAUUCCAUAAAUUGGGUGGAGUCAUCCAGUUGGGAUGGCCGCCUUGCAUUGGCUGUGUGUGCUGAUAUAGCCGUUUAUGCAAAGGGUGCUGCUCGGCCCACGGGUGGGGCGGGAGCCAUUGCCAUGUUGGUGGGACCAAAUGCUCCUCUGGUAUUUGAGAGAGGUUUAAGAGCAACACACAUGGAGCAUGCCUAUGAUUUCUAUAAACCCGAUUUAAGCUCAGAAUACCCAACAGUCGAUGGUAAAUUAUCCAUACAAUGUUACCUAUCCGCUCUGGACACCUGCUAUCAAUUGUAUCGUAAGAAAUUCGAAAAACAUAAUCCCCAGGCUGAAAAGCAAGGUUUAGAGAACUUUGAUGCAGUGCUAUUUCAUACACCUUUUUGCAAACUGGUGCAGAAAUCGGUGGCUCGCUUGGUGUUUAAUGACUUCUUGCUGACCACGGACGAAACAAAAAGAGCUGAGAAAUACCCUGCCUUGGAACGUUUCAAUAAGGCUACCUUGGCCAGCACAUACUUUGAUCGUGAUGUCGAAAAAGCCUUUAUGACACAAUUUGCCAAUGUAUUUGAGGAGAAAACCAAAAAGUCCCUGCUAUUGGCCAGUCAAGUGGGCAACAUGUACACACCCUCAGUAUAUUCGGGCCUAGUUUCGUUGCUGGUCAACGAGACUCCGGAAAAUCUGCUGGGCAAACGCAUUGCCGUCUUUUCCUAUGGAUCCGGUUUGGCCGCCUCCAUGUACUCCAUUAAAGUGACCUCAAAUUCCGAUGUCUUCCAGAAAUUCGUAGGAAAAUUAGAUUAUGUUCUGCCCUUGCUGAAUUCACGCGAGAAGGUGGCACCCCAAGUGUUUUCGGAGCUUAUGGAAAUACGCGAGAAGAACAAUCAUGCUGCGCCCUACACACCCACGGGCAGCAUAAGCGCCUUGUUCCCGGGUACCUACUACCUCAAGAGUGUCGACGAAAUGCAUCGGCGCACUUACGAACGCACCCCAACCAUUUCAAAUGGCGUACACUGAAAGUGGCUGGGCGGCAGCAGCAGAAGUGGAUAAAGCAGAACUUUAGCUUUACUUAAAACUACAAUUAAAAAACUUAUGGUACUUUAGUCGAUAAUUAUAAAAUGAAAACUGAACUUUUUUCACACUUAAGAGAAAGAACGAGAGAGAGAGAACUUUAAAAAAGUUUUAUACAAAGAAAUUAAACUACCUACGUUAGCUUAGAUAUUUUGUUGGUUUCUAUAACCCUAUCCCAAUUUUAGUUUACUUUUCUUCAAGUUUUAAACUACUACUACUACUACCAUCAGCUUCAUACACACUAGAACUUAAAUACAUACAAGCAUAUGUACAUACAUACUCUAUACAUUGUAUUUAUUUACAAAAACUAUUUUAUUUAUCUAUUUCUUUUUUUUUCUCUUCAAAUAAAACAAAAUACACAAUUGCUUAAUUAAGAUAAAGAAUUAAACGGAAUGCAACAGCAGCAACAACUUGACAAUAAGAACCCAUGAUGAUGAUGAUGAUGAUAAUGAUAAUUAUGAUUUAUUGAAUGCGAGCCCCCAUUUUAUUUUUGAUUAUUAUCAAAGUGCUUACUGCUUAUUAUUAUAUUUAUUUGUAAAUGCCUAUAAUUUAUUGAAUCAUACAAUAUAUUUAUAGCACUUUUAUGGUGUAUGCAUGUUUUGAUUUAACCUAAGUCAGUUUAUUUCUAUCCCCCGCUAUGCUUUGAUUUAUUUCCUUAGUUUCACUUCCAACAGCGUUGGGAUCAAUUUGAAAAUUAUCAUCGAAUUAGUUUAUUAAUGAAUACAUGUUUGUAUUAUUGAUUUGAUUUUCGGUUAAUUUAUAGAAAAUAUAUAUAUAAUUUUAACAAGAAAUA